Messenger RNA from Nerophis lumbriciformis (worm pipefish), 2401 nucleotides. RefSeq names its product aryl hydrocarbon receptor interacting protein-like 1 (gene aipl1). Lineage: Eukaryota; Metazoa; Chordata; Actinopteri; Syngnathiformes; Syngnathidae. The record is from RefSeq and is a predicted model, not a curated record. Gene Ontology annotation, molecular function: peptidyl-prolyl cis-trans isomerase activity; protein binding.
UGAACUGAGCACAUCCAUAAACACACACUUGAUGUCCGACAUGCAGGACACGCUGCUGCUGGGCCUGGAGGGCAUCAAGAAGACCAUCCUGCACGGAGGAACUGGAGACGUGCCCAAGUUCAUCACCGGAGCAAAGGUGACGUUCCACUUCCGCACUACGCUGUGCGACGACGAGCGCACUGUUGUGGACGACAGCAAAGCUGUGGGACGCCCCAUGGAGAUCGUCAUCGGCAACAUGUUCAAACUGGACGUGUGGGAGACGCUGCUGGCCUCCAUGAGGGUCGGAGAGGUGGCCCAGUUCUGGUGUGACACCAUCCACACGGGCGUGUAUCCUCUGGUGUCCAAGAGCAUGAGGCGCAUCGCAGAAGGCAAGGACCCUGUGGACUGGCAUGUGCGCACAUGCGGCAUGGCCAACAUGUUCGCCUACCACACCCUGGGCUACCAAGACCUGGACGAGCUGAUGAAGGAGCCCAGACCUCUCUUCUUCAUCUUGGAGCUCAUGCAGGUGCUGCAGCCCAGCGAGUACAACAGAGAGUCGUGGGCCCUCAACGAUGUGGAGCGGCUGAAGGCGGUGCCCGUGCUGCACGGUCAGGGCAACAAGCUCUACAAGCAGGGUCGCUACCAGGAGGCCACGCUGAAAUACAAAGAGGCCAUCAUCUGCGUCAAGAACGUCCAGACCAAGGAGAAAGCCUGGGAGGCUCCCUGGCUGAAGCUGGAGAAGAUGGCGCACACGUUAACUCUCAACUACUGCCAGUGUCUGCUCCGCAUGGAGGAGUUCUACGAGGUCAUAGAACACACCAGUGACAUCAUCAACCAGCACCCAGGCGUGACCAAGGCCUUCUACCUGCGAGGCAAGGCCCACGCGGAGGUGUGGAACGAGGCCGAGGCCCGGCAGGACUUCAGCAAGGUUCUGGAUCUGAACCCCGACAUGAAAAAGACGGUGAAGAAGGAACUGGGGGUGCUGAACAUGCGCAUGGAGGACAAGAACCAGGAGGACAGACUCAAGUACAAAGGCAUGUUUUGAAGGGGGAAUAUCAGGGCCGGCCCGUGGCAUAGGCCGUAUAGGCAAAUGCUAAGGGCGCCGUCCAUCAGGGGGCGCCAUGCCAGUGCCACAAAAAAAAAGUUGUUACUAUUAUUUCUAAAUACAAAAAAUAAUCUCACGUUAAUUAAAAUGCAAAGUAAAGCCUAUUUAAUAGAAAUAUUAUUUGUUACAACAUUACGCCCCCCCUCCUCCCCACGCACGGUGCGCCCCCUCCCUUCCCGUAUCAUGACUCUUUUUGGACGUCACCACAUCAAAAAAUCAACACAAGAUGUCAAAACGGCCAAAACUGUCAGGUGCCCAGGGAAGAAACAAGAGAAAAGAAGAGGAGAAACGAGAAAAGACAGAGGUAGCAGGUAGGUAACGUUAGCCUACAUGAAAUUAUUUGUCUGUUACAGAAUGUGAUAGUAACCUGACUUUUUAGCAUUAAGCUAAUGUUACAUGACUCGGCAAUUGCUAAUCAAUAAAUAGCUAGUUCUGUUUUAACGUCGGGUUAAUAUUGUGGAGGGGGCUAAAUUGUUAUGGAAAAUAAUAAUGUAACGUUAGGUAAUUACAGUACUCCCUACUUACAUUCCUCAGGGACAUUUGUAUUAGAUCUUUUAAGCAGGUGUUUUUUGUUUACAUUAUUAUUGCCUUCUGGUUAGCUAAUGUUUGCCCUGCAGGUAAUAGUCACUUUUCCACCCCUUUAUAUAUUAGGUAUAGUUGUAAGUAAAAAAAAAAGGUCAAAGACAAAGCUAUUCGGGUUCUUGUGAGUAUAUACACUUCACUGCCGAUGUGGGGGGGCGCCACCUAAAAUCUUGCCUAGGGCGCCAGAUUGAUUAGGACCGGGCCUGGGGAAUAUUACUAUGUUUCUUCAAGGUGGGUCUCCAUUGUUGUUUGCAACCAUUUACUGCAUGGACGUCCACAAGGUGGCGCUGAAUCUACACGUAAUGUGGAGUAAUAAAUCCAGGCCGCCGGCUCGUAAAAAUCAAAUGGCGUGUGUUCAUACAAGAUGGCUUUUUCUUUAGCUUCCUCCAUCUAUGUGAGGUGCUGAUAAUGAAACAUCUGUAACUCACAUCGGGGAGCAGAGGAGCGUCCCUCGGUGACACGACGCUCACUCCCAUGCAGAAGUGGAAUGACCACGCAAUCAAUGGCAGUAAACGCAUCACUGCAAGGACAGAAAAUGAAGGGUUAAUAUGCGAGCACAGGGGUGUCCAAAGUGCGGCCUGCAGCUACACUGCAAAAAGUCAGUGUUCAAAAACAAGAAGAAAAAAAAAAUACAAAAAUGAGGGGUAUUUUAUCUGAACUAAGCAAAAUUAUCUGCCAAUAGAACAAGAAAAUUUGGCUUUCCAAAACAAGUAAAAUUAGCUAACCUCAAUGAAC